GCUUAUGGAGGACGAGGACUGCCCCGACCUGGUGCCCAUAGGCGCCGGCGGCACGGAGCACACCGAUACCGGCCCCGGCAGGAAGAUCCCCGUGACGAUCAUCACGGGGUACUUAGGAGCUGGAAAAACAACUCUUCUAAAUUACAUACUGACAGAGCAGCAUAGUAAAAGAAUAGCAGUUAUUCUGAAUGAAUUUGGAGAAGGAAGUGCCUUGGAGAAAUCUCUGUCAAUCAGUCAAGGGGGAGAACUCUAUGAAGAAUGGCUGGAGCUCAGAAAUGGCUGCUUGUGCUGUUCAGUAAAGGACAAUGGUGUGAAAGCAAUUGAGAAUCUGAUGCAAAGGAGAGGAAAAUUUGACUAUAUAUUGCUAGAAACAACUGGUUUGGCAGAUCCAGGAGCUGUGGCCUCCAUGUUCUGGGUUGAUUCUGAGCUGGGAAGUGACAUAUAUCUUGAUGGUAUCGUGUCUGUUGUUGAUGCAAAGUAUGGAUUGCAGCACUUGACAGAGGAGAAACCAGAUGGUCUUAUCAAUGAAGCAUCACGGCAGGUUGCAUUAGCUGAUCUUAUAAUCAUCAAUAAAACAGAUUUGGUUUCAGAGGAAGAAUUGAAUAAAGUCAGGACAUCUGUGAGGUCAAUAAAUGGACUUGUUAAAAUCCUAGAGACACAAAGAUCAAGAGUUGAUCUCUCUAAUGUCUUGGACCUACAUGCUUUUGACAGUUUAUCUGGAGUAAGUUUGCAGAAAAAGCUUGAGCAUGUAAAGACAACACAUGCACAUCUAGAUAAGGCUAUAAUUACAGUAACAUUUGAAGUUCCAGGAAAUAUAAAAGAAGAAAACUUAAAUCUCUUUAUUCAGAAUCUUCUAUGGGAGAAGAAUGUGAAAGAUAAGACUGGGUGCACCAUGGAUGUUAUAAGACUGAAGGGACUGGUAUCUAUUCAAGGCAAAUCUCAUCAAGUGAUAGUCCAAGGUGUCCAUGAGCUCUAUGACCUAGAAGAGACUUCAGUAGCCUGGAAAGAAGAUGAAAAGAGAACAAACAGGCUGGUCCUAAUUGGCAGGAACUUGGAUAAAGAGAUCAUCAAAGAAGUGUUCAUAGCCACUGUGAGAGAAGAACAAGGAAACAGUUGACAGAAAACUAAAUUUUCUGAGUUUAUAAACUCAAUUUAUAAUAUAAUUUUAUAAUCUUUUAAUAAAAAAGAUUAAAUGUCAGUUUUAAUCCUGCAACAGUUUUAUAACAGAAAAGACUGAAUGACAUAAGACUGUAGUAGUUUCUCUAUCCUCUUGCAGUUUAUGCAACUGUUAAACCCUGAAGUCUUCCCAAGAAUUCCAGCUGAUCAACUGUUUAAAUUAGCUCUUAUGGUCUAGAAUCAAACACAGUUCUGUUUUGGAUUUGGCUGAACCUAUGUCAGCAAUAUCGUGUAACUGUGCUGAAAUGCAGAUGGCAAAAGGCUGUUAUAUUCUACAUGAAGUGUUACUGUGGGGAUAUGGGAAACAUGUUUGAAGCAUAGUGCAUUCUCUUGCUAACUCUUCCACUGGGAAUGAAGCAAUAGUGAUUAGUGCCACAGUACAAAAUGUCUGGUGUUUACUAUUAAACUGUCUUCCAUCUC
Messenger RNA from Cinclus cinclus, 1596 nucleotides. Its product is annotated as zinc-regulated GTPase metalloprotein activator 1A-like. The coding region runs from base 5 to 1117 and encodes 370 amino acids. The transcript has 15 exons. Gene Ontology annotation, cellular component: cytoplasm. Lineage: Eukaryota; Metazoa; Chordata; Aves; Passeriformes; Cinclidae. The record is from RefSeq and is a predicted model, not a curated record.